Messenger RNA from Entrophospora candida, 966 nucleotides. NCBI's taxonomy places the organism in Eukaryota, Fungi, Glomeromycota, Glomeromycetes, Entrophosporales, Entrophosporaceae. The record is from the annotation of a GenBank genome assembly.
AUGGAUGAACAAGUUGUUGGACCACAAAUUGGAACAUCAGGAGAUAGUUUUUUUCAAACAAACAAUGAUCUAUUAAUUCAACAACGAAGAGAAGCAAAAUGUCAAAAUAAGCAAGGGGAUCCAAUUCAGUGUACCUCGAAAGUUUUAUGUAUGAUGUUAUCAAAUAGUCCAAGUGAUUUGGUGGACGGUUGUUUAUAUAUUGGGCAUACAGGACCAGUUACUUGUAUAGGAAUGUGGUAUAAGGAUCAAGAGGAAUAUUUAAUUACUGGAUCAUGGGAUAAAAAUUUGAGAAAAUGGAAUACCAAGACAAAAGAAAGCAUAUUUACUUUUUUGGGUCAUGAAGAUUUUGUAAAAUCAUUGGUAAUUUCACAAAGUAAAUCAAUAUUAUAUUCAGGAUCAUCAGAUAAACUUAUUAGAUCAUGGAAUUUAGUAACUGGGAAACAAUUAAAAAGUUUUCAAGGACACACACGUGGUAUAGGAGAUCUAGCAUUAGGUGGUGAUGGUGAUGAAUAUGAAAAGUUUUUGUACUCUGCAUCUUCCGAUAUGUACAUUAGAAAAUGGAAUACAAGCACAGAUAUUACAUUAGAACAUCCAGAUUUUGUUAAAUGUCUUGUUGUAGCCCAUCCUUAUGUUAUUAGUGGAUCAAGAGAUGAAACAAUUAGAAUUUUUGAUAUUGGAAGUGAAGAGUUGGUUGAUAUCAUUGAAGCACAUUAUGAUGAAGUUUCAUGUUUAGUGGUGAAAGGAACAAUGUUGUAUUCAGGAUCAUUGGAUGGCACUAUUAGAAAAUGGUCUAUCACUGCCAAAGAUAUUGCGGAAAGAAUUAAAAAAAAUUCCAUAAAAGAUGAUGAUGAUAAAAUAUCAGAUUCCAAGCCUUCUACUACAACAACGGAUACUCAAACAUCAUCCGUUAUGACAAUGGAAGAAGAACUUGAAUUGGAAGAAUUAUUAAGAGAUGAUGAAAUUUAA